Molecule: messenger RNA, 1723 nt
Organism: Puntigrus tetrazona (Sumatra barb)
Lineage: Eukaryota; Metazoa; Chordata; Actinopteri; Cypriniformes; Cyprinidae
Gene: igsf5b
Product: immunoglobulin superfamily, member 5b
Exons: 9
Coding region: 297-1361 (354 amino acids)
Biological process (GO): cell-cell adhesion
Source: RefSeq, a predicted model, not a curated record
AUUUGAGACAUUAUUUUAGGCCAUCACUAAAAUAUUCCCCACAGCCGGUGAGUCACUGGUGGAUAUUUGCAGUGGUCAGUUCAAGGCUAAAAAGGCUGUUUUGCUUUCAGUAAUAUUUAACUGGUUCUGGCCACAUCCCACAGUGCCCGUAGAAACUGCUGCUGUAUUGACCGUGGGAACAUGAUUUACGUUUAACUCGUCUGGAAUGCCGUAUAACUCAUCCUGGAAUACUCAAGAUAUUUUCUGUACUGUGUCCUUGCUGUGCAGAACAAUGGCCUGACUGUUUCACUGGCAAUAUGCAUGGCCACAUCCUCCAGCUGUGUGUAAUCCAAGCUGUAGCCUCUUUUAUCCAUCUAGAACCCAAGAACGUUACUGUGUUACGAGGCAGUCAGGUCCGCUUUAACUGCAGCACCGAUGAAUCCUGGGAUGUCAUGACGUGGCUGUUGGGUGGAAGGACAAUCCUCACUAUUUCGGUGGAACAUGGUCCUCUGGGUAGAGAUGAGAGUGUGUCCACAGUCAAUCACUCCAUGUCAUCUCUGUCACUGUGGGAGUUAGUUCUGAUGAACGCUUCCUUCAGCCUAACUGUGCAGGAAGUCACAUGUGAACUGCUGCCAACGAAACCCGGCAGAUCGUCAUCAGCCCUGUUCGUACAAGAAAAAGGAAAUGUCAGGAUUUUGGAGACUGAUCAGUCAGCUGAAGAGGGAAUGCUUGUUAUCUUCCACUGCCAAGCGACUGGCUGGUAUCCGGACCCUUCGGUGUCCUGGGUGGUCAACGGCACCACUGUGGACAGGGGUGACUACAACACCAGCAGUCUUCAGGACCCUGACGGCCUUUUCAGCUCCUCCAGUGUGCUUCAGAUGACAGCAGAGAUGAGCACUUGGGUGGAGUGUUGGGCUUCUGUGUCUGCCGCUCGAGCCCACCAGAGUAGCAGUGUCAAGCUGACUGUAGUGGCACCGGAAACUCCACAGGACUACACCGUUGUGAUCGCUGUGAUAGUGUCAGUGUGUACCAUCAUUCUUCUGGCAGUGCUCAUCCUUAUCUUGUGCUACAGAAAAAAAGUGACAAAAUCGAGCUCUGAAAAUAAAGUCAGCCCCUCUUUGUGGACUGUCAAUUUAAGCAGUGGGAGGUGGUCUGUUGCUGAUGAAACCAGUGGAAAAGUUAACCUAGGAUACCACACUGAAGACGUAACAAGUUUAGGACACCAUGACCUCAGGAACAAAGCCGGCGACACGACAAACAUCAUCAGUCCUCCGCGGGUUCCUGAUAUCAUCAUUUUCCGCUCUUCAGAUCAGAAAAAGGAGGACUUUUCUAACUUAUACUACAAGGGAGGAAAGACAGUCCGAAGGGUCACCACUGUUUGACCUCAGGAUCAACCCCGCAUCAACCACCUGCUGCAAGAAGAAACUAGCUUUCUGUUCACAAAAAUUCAGCCAUAUUAAAUCAGCCAUAUCAACACUGCAUAUGAGAGUUUAUUUGCAAAUUUUUUAUUUAUUUUUUCUUUCAAAAAGUGUUUUUUUCACCCAUGUUUUUAUUGUGUUUAAUUAUGUCAGUUAGCUAAUAAAAACAACCCAACUGCAAUCUGAUUGAGAUUAAUCGGAAUGCAAAAGGAAAAAAAUAUUUCUGAGAAUUUUUUGCAAAUAAACUCUUCAUAUGUUCUUUUUCAUAGUCAACUGAACUGGAUGUGAUUAUUUUGUACAUUAUACAAAUGAAAAUAUUUAAGUUA